AUGGUCACCUACACACAAGAAGAAAAGAACAAACUCACCACCAGAUUCGAAAAACAAGCCGCUGAAAGGAAACAAUCUCUUGAAGAAGAACUUCAAAAAUUAACCAAAACAUUUAUAAAUAAAAUUGAAAGAAGAUCUCAAAGAAUUCCUAAGAAAUUCAUGGAUUUAAAAAUUAAAGAUGUAUUAGAUGUUGAAAGAGAUCAUAAAUUAAAAUUAUAUAGUCUUUUGAAAGAUAUUAGUUUGAUGAAAAGGCAAUAUCAAGGGGGGAUGAUUGAUAAAGAGACUCAAUUGGAGAUUUCUAAACAGGUGAAGAAACAAGAGAAGGAAUCAAGGAUGGAGAAGUUGAAAAAGAAGAGGAAUUCAAGAGUUAAUAAAUAG
Molecule: messenger RNA, 378 nt
Organism: Hansenula ciferrii
Lineage: Eukaryota; Fungi; Ascomycota; Saccharomycetes; Phaffomycetales; Wickerhamomycetaceae
Exons: 1
Coding region: 1-378 (125 amino acids)
Source: RefSeq, a predicted model, not a curated record